AUGCAGUCGCAGGUGGUGGGCGUCACGGUGCUCCUGCUUCUGAUUCUUGGAGCCACGCAGUCGAAGCACAGAGCUCCUCGCCGCUACACCCCAGACUGGGAGAGUCUGGACGCCCGGCCAUUGCCGGGCUGGUACGACGACGCCAAAUUCGGGGUGUUUGUGCACUGGGGCGUGUACUCGGUGCCGGCAUGGGGCAGCGAGUGGUUCUGGUGGCACUGGAAGGGCGAAGGGCGGGCCCCGUACGAGCUCUUCAUGAGGAACAACUACCCGCCCGGCUUCACCUACGCUGACUUCGGGCCGCAGUUCACGGCCACCUUCUUCCAGCCGGACGACUGGGCCGACCUCUUCCGGGCGGCAGGGGCUAGGUAUGUGGUCCUGACCACAAAGCAUCAUGAAGGCUUUACAAACUGGCCGAGUCCUGUGUCUUGGAACUGGAACUCUCAGGACCUGGGACCCCAUCGUGACUUGGUUGGGGAGCUGGGAACAGCUCUCCGAAAGAGGAAUAUACGCUAUGGACUUUACCAUUCACUCUUAGAAUGGUUCCAUCCACUCUACCUACUUGAUAAGAAAAAUGGCUUGAAGACACAGUAUUUUGUCAGUUCGAAAACAAUGCCAGAGCUGUAUGAUCUCGUUAAUAGGUACAAGCCUGACUUGAUUUGGUCGGAUGGAGAGUGGGAGUGUCCUGAUACUUACUGGAACUCAACAGAUUUUCUUGCUUGGCUCUACAACGAUAGCCCUGUCAAGGAUCAGGUGGUGGUAAAUGACCGGUGGGGCCAAAACUGCUCCUGUCACCAUGGAGACUUCUACAACUGUCAAGAUAAAUACAUGCCAGGGAGCUUGCCAGACCACAAGUGGGAGAUGUGCACCUCCAUCGACAAGUCAUCCUGGGGCUAUCGUCGCAACAUGGCGAUGGCAAGCAUUGCGAGUGAACAGGAAAUCAUUUCGGAACUGGUUAGGACAGUGAGCUUGGGAGGCAAUUAUCUUCUCAACAUUGGACCGACCAAAGAUGGAGUGAUUGUGCCCAUCUUCCAAGAAAGGCUUCUUGCUGUCGGGAAGUGGCUGAGCAUCAACGGGGAGGCUAUCUAUGCCUCUAAGCCGUGGCGAGUACAAUCAGAUAACAAUGGGACAUCUGUCUGGUAUACCUCAAAAGGACCAGAUGUUUAUGCCAUUUUGCUGCAGUGGCCAGAAAAUGGAGUCUUAAACCUUGCAUCUCCUAAAACUACCUCUACCACAGAGGUGACGAUGCUGGGUCUUGAAGGCAGUCUGAAAUGGUCCAAAGAACCACUUCAGGGCCUCCUCAUAUCUCUGCCUCAGUUACCACCCUCUGCUUUCCCCAUUCCAUUUGCUUGGACCCUCAAGUUGACAGGAGUGGAGUGA
Messenger RNA from Orycteropus afer afer, 1377 nucleotides. It is a transcript of the gene FUCA1, whose product is annotated as alpha-L-fucosidase 1. Gene Ontology annotation, cellular component: lysosome. Gene Ontology annotation, biological process: glycoside catabolic process; fucose metabolic process. Gene Ontology annotation, molecular function: alpha-L-fucosidase activity. NCBI's taxonomy places the organism in Eukaryota, Metazoa, Chordata, Mammalia, Tubulidentata, Orycteropodidae. The transcript is spliced from 8 exons. The record is from RefSeq and is a predicted model, not a curated record. Bases 1 to 1377 code for a protein of 458 amino acids.